UUUUUCUAUUCAUAGUUUGGUUAUACACAACUCAUUUUGAAUUUGUAAUUUUAUAUAGGUCUUUAGAUUUAAUUAUAAAUUAUAUUAAAAUGUCAACUAAAUCUUCUGAUAUUUGGAAUUUUUUUGUAAAAUUACCAACGGCUGAUGAAUCAGCUAGGUGCAAGCUUUGUGAAAAUAAAUUUUCUUGUAAAAAAAGUUCAACAAAAGGUUUAUGGGACCAUCUUAAGUCUAUGCAUUUGGCAGAAUAUGAGAAGUUUUUGCAAAAGAAUACAUCAACAUCAGUAAGAGCAAACUAAUAAAAUAAGAUUUUUUAUUAACAGACUAAUCUGGAUAUAUCAAAAUUUCUUGGUAAGGAUGAGCCUCAAAAAAAAGCAGAUGAAAAAAUUGCGGCACUUAUGCUUCUAAAUCACCAGUUGAUAGUGAUU
Meloidogyne enterolobii is the source of this 425-nucleotide messenger RNA. Lineage: Eukaryota; Metazoa; Nematoda; Chromadorea; Rhabditida; Meloidogynidae. The record is from the annotation of a GenBank genome assembly.